Molecule: messenger RNA, 1093 nt
Organism: Oryza brachyantha (malo sina)
Lineage: Eukaryota; Viridiplantae; Streptophyta; Magnoliopsida; Poales; Poaceae
Product: protein LURP-one-related 8-like
Exons: 1
Coding region: 172-807 (211 amino acids)
Source: RefSeq, a predicted model, not a curated record
CAGAAGUGUGUGCUGUAUAUAUAUCGCCUACCUCCAGCUACCUCGCUUGUCAAAUCCUAAACCAAACACCUCCAUAGCCUCCUGAGCUUAGCUUAGCAGCUUGGCCUAGCUUGGAGUAGCUAGCUAGCAAGCCUGACUGACUGGUUGAUUGAUUGGUCUACUCGCGCGCGCAUGGCGAAGGUACAUCCCAACGUGGCGCCGGCGACGGGCGUGGUCGGCGGCGAGCGGGGGGAGGAGGCGGCGGCGACGACGCUGACGGUGUGGCGGAAGUCGCUGCUGUUCAACUGCAAGGGGUUCACGGUGUUCGACGCCAAGGGCAACCUGGCGUACCGCGUGGACAGCUACGACUCGGAGAGCGGUGACGAGGUGGUCCUCAUGGACGCCGCCGGCACCCCGGCGUUCACCGUGCGGCGGAAGAGGCAGCUCAGCCUGCAGGGGGAGCAGUGGCUCGUGUUCGCCGGCGAGGCGGCGGACCGGGCGGCGCGGCGGAGCCCCGUGUACGCCAUCAGGCGAAGCGGCCGCGGCAGCAACAAAUCGCUGGCGCGCGUCACGCCCUGCGCUGGCGCGGGCGCGGGCGCGUCGGCGGUGGCGUACGAGGUGGAGGGGUCUUACGCGCGGCGGUGCUGCGUGGUGUACGACGGCGAGAGGCAGGCGGUGGCGGAGGUCCGGCCCAAGGAGGCGGUCGGCAGCGACGUGUUCCGGCUGGUGGUGCAGCCCGGCGUUGGCGUGCCGCUCGCCAUGGCCGUCGUGGUGGCGCUCGACCAGAUGUUCGGGAGGCCGUCUCUCUUGAGGAGCUGGUCCUCGUAGACCUUCCCUCACUUUUAGUUCAAUCUAGCUAGUUUCUCUCUGUCUGAAAUUUUUUUUGCCCCAAUUUUAUUGGGGUUAUGAAUAUACAGAGUGUUCUUGAUUCCUACAAUUGCGUAUAUAAUAUGGUCAAUUGAUCGUUAUUCUUUUUUACGUGAUAUGACAUCAAGUCCCAAAUCAUGCCAUCCACUGCCUUCGAGUUUUGGGCUCUUGGCCAAGACUUAUGUAAAUGAGUUUUACUGGUGUGCAUAUCUAAUUAUCUAUAUUUACACUAGUUUAAAUGUCCCUA